Molecule: messenger RNA, 1969 nt
Organism: Malaya genurostris
Lineage: Eukaryota; Metazoa; Arthropoda; Insecta; Diptera; Culicidae
Exons: 4
Coding region: 380-1666 (428 amino acids)
Biological process (GO): SCF-dependent proteasomal ubiquitin-dependent protein catabolic process
Cellular component (GO): SCF ubiquitin ligase complex
Molecular function (GO): protein binding
Source: RefSeq, a predicted model, not a curated record
GUCACACUCUACCUACACCAUAUUAACUGGAAAGAUGCCACAGGCUUGGACUGAUUCUAGCUCUCAUCUUCAUCAUCAUCAUCAUCAUCAGUAGUGCAACUAACGAGGACUUGACUGAUAAAAGAUAGUUUACUUUGUGUGUUAGAUUUGAUUUGUGCUAUUACGUCUAUUGUAAAUACAACUUAAACAAUUCAAUCGAAACCAUUUGCUAAAUUGUUAGCUGCACAAAACGAAUUUAAAAAGCUAUAGAGAAUAUAUAAACAAACCUAAUCAUGUGAUUUCUACGUUUGUCUUCUUCAUCAUCACUUCCAGUGUGCGUGAGUGCAUUUGUAAAUCUUAGUCGUAUCAAGUCCCAGAGGUCAGACAAUCUACGCACCGGAUGGCUUAUUUUGAUUUACUUCCAAAUGAGAUCCUAGAGAAUAUUUUUCAGUACCUUUAUUUUAAAGAACGCAAACGAUUAUGCUCUGUUUGUUGCCGUUGGAAUAGCAUAUUGUUUUCGGAUCAGUAUUUACGCAGACAUGUAGUAUUCCAUAUCGAGGGAAGCCGAUUGCUUGAUACUAAAAAACCAGUCCAUAGAGUUUAUCAAGCUCUAUCGUUGAAAAUCGAAAGCCAAUGGAACAACGAAAUGAUGAAAAAUCUUCGGCUUGUCAAUACAAUCAGCCCAAAUCUGGAAUAUUUACGAUUGGAAAAUUGGGGCUCUGACCAUCAAUUAGGAUCGAUUUUCGACAGUCUCGAUCUUGCGAAAAUUAGGCAGCUACAUUUCACAGGAACGUGCGACACCGUAAGUGGUUUAUUAUGUGUCUUCAUGAGCAACCUUGAUAUACUCAAGAUAAAUGUUCAUCACGUCCAGUAUUUCAAUUUGUGCGCUCCAAAUUUAGUCGAGCUGUUUCUGUAUGUACGAUCAGAAGAUCACCUGGAUUUGCUAUCUCAAUUUGCCGAUCAGCUUAUCAAGCUGACUGUGGUGUUUGACUCGAAAAAUGGUUAUUUUUUCUUCAAUCUCCGCUUUCCCCGGUUAUCGGAGCUUGCAAUUGACAGGAGUAUGAAAGGCAUGAUCAAAAGUGACCAAGAUAUAAGCAUUGCCUUUUUCAAGCGCCACAAGCAACUUCGGAAAUUGCAUCUUUCGAUUAAAUUCAUCGAUAGCUAUGUGAUGCAGGAGGUUUAUGAAAAUGUUCCUAACUUAACCGAUUUGAAAAUACAAGUAUCCGAGGGAACCAUCGAAUUGUCUAGUGUUAGUAAAUUGCUGAAGCUCGAGAAGCUAGCAGUCACAGCGGAGAAAGUAUAUCUUCUGAGUCAUAAAUUUCCCAAACUGAAACAGCUACAGCUUGGCUCUGCUGAAACAGGUCCUGGUACAUUUGUGUACGGCUUAGAGAACUUGAUGCUACUGGACAGUUUGCGAACGUUGAUUUUGCAUAACGUUAUGUUUUAUCCCGAGGUACUCAAGUUAACCCCAGUCUAUAAUGUGCGGAUAUUACACAUCAACAACUACAAAAGAUUGCUCGAAAACCAUCUACAGAUACUUGUUAAACGAUUCCCGGCGGUUUAUAAACUCAAAAUAAGUAGCUGCCCAGGUUUUACACUACAUGAAGUAGAGAAACUUAAAAAAAUGAAUCCCAGAAUGAAAAUUUCAUUCGACGAAGUAAGAUUUGGACAGUUUUUGAAACAGUAAACGGACAGCUGGAUUGUUGAUUCAAUCACUAGCACGCUGAAGAGAGACUAAUGCUAAAAAUACUUGUUCGAGAGAGGUCUGUCCUAUCGCGUAGUCUUCGAUAUCGAAUUGAGUUUUAGCUUGUUCCAUCAAACCAAACAUCGUUGACCAUUUCAAAGACGUUUUCGUUAUGUGAUAAGUUAAGUAAUCCUGGUAUCGUUCUCUGUAAAUAUUGGUAAUUAAAAUUUGUAUAGACUAAUCGGAGCAAGCACAUACUUCAAUCGAGCGCCUUCGAAAUUUCUUUCAAUAUAUUGUAUGACUAGA